GAGUCGAGCGCGAGCGGGCGACCGGACUAAAAUCAGAUUCCGCGUGUCCUCCGGAGCGAGAGCUAGUGUCAGGUGAUGCGCCCGGUCGCUCGUUGUCAUGCCUUCCGCGCUACUCGUGUUGGUGGUGCUGAUGGUCCCUUCGCCGCCGGUGCACGGGAGGCACGUGAGGAACACGGAGUCGAACGGCAUAUCAGUUGUUGGAGAAUUUAAUCACGAAAGCUUCCCGCGCUUUGCUGAGGCCGUCUCCAACGUGACGGUAACCGUGGGCAGGGACGCCCUUCUGGCUUGCGUGGUCGACAACCUGCGAACAUUCAAGGUAGCUUGGGUCAGAGUGGACACGCAGACGAUUCUAUCUAUCCACCACAAUGUCAUCACGCAAAACCCGAGGAUAUCGCUGAGCUACAACGACCAUCGAUCCUGGUUUUUGCAUAUCAGGAACGUGCAAGAAGCUGAUCGGGGUUGGUACAUGUGCCAGGUCAACACCGAUCCGAUGCGGAGUCGUCAGGGCUACCUCCAAGUAGUCGUGCCGCCGAGCAUCGUAGAUCGGGAGACCAGCUCGGAUAUGGUGGUUUUGGAGUCUACUAACGUCAGUUUGACCUGCAAGGCGACGGGUUAUCCGGAACCGUACGUCAUGUGGCGUAGGGAAGACGGAGAAGACAUCCGAUACAAUGGAGAAAACGUGAACGUUGUCGAUGGAGAGAUCUUAUUUAUUACGAAAGUUAGCAGGCUUCACAUGGCCGUCUACUUAUGCAUCGCUUCAAACGGAGUUCCCCCUUCUAUAAGCAAGAGGGUUCAGUUAAAAGUACAAUUUCCUCCGAUGCUAUCGAUUCCGAAUCAAUUGGAGGGAGCUUACAUAGGCCAAGAUGUCACUCUCGAGUGCCGCACUGAAGCAUUUCCAACCUCUAUCAAUUAUUGGACCACUGAACGAGGAGACAUGAUCAUCUCAGGUAGUGAUAAGUACGAAGCAGUGUCCAUGGAUAAUGGCUAUAAAAAAUACAUGAUGUUGAAAAUUCGCCGAGUCAACAAAUCGGAUUUCGGCUCCUACAAGUGCGUCGCCAAAAAUUCCCUCGGGGAAACUGACGGCGUGAUAAAACUGGAAGAAAUUCCAGCGCCCACGACGCUUCGAACAACAACUCAAUUCCCGUCUCUGCCAACGAAAAAGAAAGGUAAAACACGAGCUGGGGAUAGAUUCGGACGCGGAGGAUCUAACAACCGGGUCAAUUCGCCGAAAGACUAUGACGAUGCUGGAAUGCCAGAGUACGACGACGACGGAGAGUUCACUUUGUCGUCGAACGGGUCUCCGCCGAUCCAGGAGCCUCCGGGAGCUUUCAGCGCGGCAGAGAGCCCUGAAAAGUUUAACUGGUGUAUCUGUAUCGUGUUCGCGAUGACAUGGAUAUUCAGUAUGAGCCUGAGGUGAUCGUGCGGAUCCAAUUAAAAAAUACACGGAGAAGAUACGUGGUGAUAAAAACAUAUCCAGUGCGAGACUGAGCUGUAAAUAUGUACAAACAGUGCUAAAGUUAGGUAUAACGAAGUUGUGUAUACAGUCGCUGAGCUACGGUGUAUAUUAGAGACUGCCUAAAUCUGAAUAGUGCGUGAUAUUACAAUACAUGUAUGUAGUAUAGUGUCAAAUGAAUCAAUAAAGUUUAAAUAACAUUCUCAA
Messenger RNA from Zophobas morio, 1660 nucleotides. Its product is annotated as neurotrimin-like. NCBI's taxonomy places the organism in Eukaryota, Metazoa, Arthropoda, Insecta, Coleoptera, Tenebrionidae. Bases 98 to 1417 code for a protein of 439 amino acids. Gene Ontology annotation, cellular component: neuron projection. The record is from RefSeq and is a predicted model, not a curated record. The transcript is spliced from 11 exons.